CAUGUUGGAGGACAUUGGGAAAAAGAUAGAGAAAGUGAAAAGUUGUAUAAAGCGAGCGAUGUUUGUGAAUGGGUAUAUCUACAACUUUGUUGGUCUAGUGAACUUGAUGAGGAAGUUCACAAAUCAAAAAAACUUGCAUAGACCCGCGGUUACAAGAUUUGCUACAUCAUUUAUAACCCUUCUCCAAUUUCACAAACAAAAGAAUAACUUGAGAAAGAUGGUCACUUCUCAAGAAUGGUUAGAUAGCAAGUGGGCCAACGAUCUGAAGGGAAAAAAGGUGGCAUCCAUCUUAUUACAUGAUUCAUUUUGGAGGAACAUAACAUAUUCUUUGAAGUUAACUGGUCCUCUUGUUAAGGUCCUUCGACUAGUUGAUGGUGAAAGAGCGCCGGCCAUGGGUUACAUCUAUGAGGCCAUGGAGAGGGCCAAAUUGACAAUUAAAGAGAGUUUUAAAGAGAAAGAUGAGUUCUAUAGCGUUGUUUUUGAUAUUAUAGAUGAAAGAUGGGAAUGUCAACUUCAUCGACCAUUACAUGCCGCGGGACAUUACCUAAACCCAUCCGUCUUUUACGAUGACCCAGACCGUAUUUUAAAGGAUGAAGAAGUUAUGACGGGUUUAUAUCUUUGCAUUACAAGGUUGUCUCCAAGUGUAGAAAUUGAUGACUUGAUCAAUGAGCAACUAAAUGUAUAUCAAAAAGCCGAAGGGGUUUUCGGUGUUGGGGGUGCAAUUCGGCUACGAAAGAAAAAGUCUCCCGCGGAGUGGUGGGAAUCCUAUGGAUCAUCGACCCCCGAGUUGCAAGAGUUUGCUAUACGUGUUCUUAGCCUCACUUGUAGUGCUACAAGUUGCGAAAGAAAUUGGAGCGUUUUCCAACACCUUCAUACGAAAAAGAGAAAUCGAUUGGCACAAUCUCGAUUGAAUGACAUGGUGUAUGUAAAAUUUAAUCGUGCUAUGCAUCGCCGACAUAAAAUGGAGGGAACUGCCGACCCAAUUACUUUGGAAGAAAUUGAUGAAUGCAACGAGUGGUUGAUGGGGACAAUGGAAGAUGAAGAACAUGACAGAGAUUUGGUGUUUGAAGGUGAGGAUUUGACAUGGAGUGAAGUGGGUAGAGCUUCGGGUGUACAUGAGCGUGUUCAUUUAACGAGAUCAUCUACUAGAGGAAGAGGCAACGGUGCUAGUACAUCAAGGGACAAGGGAAAACAAGCUCUAUACGAUGAAGAUGAGCUUGAAGAAGAUAUUGGAUUGAGUGAUGUUGAUGGAGAUGGAGAUGAAUACGUACUUGGUUAUGAUGAUGAUUAUUGAUUAAAGACUAUUUCUAUGUUUAUGUUUUAAGUGUGUUGCGACUUUAAUUUAUGUUUUAUGUUUAUGUUAUAAGUGUGUUUCGACUUUAAUUUAUGUUCUAACUAUGUUUUUUAUGUGUUAAGUGUGUUUUUUAAUCAUGAUUUUGUGUUUGUUAUUGAUUAACAAGUAGAAUAGGUCAUAUAGAUGUGCACA
Molecule: messenger RNA, 1486 nt
Organism: Helianthus annuus (common sunflower)
Lineage: Eukaryota; Viridiplantae; Streptophyta; Magnoliopsida; Asterales; Asteraceae
Exons: 2
Coding region: 2-1294 (430 amino acids)
Molecular function (GO): protein dimerization activity
Source: RefSeq, a predicted model, not a curated record